UUAGGCGCAGACGAGCACGGGGGAGACCAUGGCUAUGGUCACGACCAUUCACGCCACCUCAGAGUGGGCAAGAAGAGACAAAUCGUCGGCAUUCUCGUCCUUCAAACGGGCAUCAUGAUCCACUCUAUCGUCAUCGGCCUCACUCUCGCCGUCACCACGGGCUCAGAGUUUACCUCUCUCCUAACAGCCAUCAUCUUCCACCAGCUCUUCGAAGGCCUCUCCCUCGGCAUCCGCAUCGCCUCUCUCCCCUCCCAGUCGGACUCGCCUGACGAAGAGCAAGGCGGGGCAGAGGGGGGGAAGAAGAAGGGCAGCGGCAUGUGGAUGUCGUUUUUGAAGCCGACGUUGGCGUUUUUGUUCGCUGUGACGAAUCCAGUCGGGAUCGUGAUUGGGAUCCUACCUACAAACGACGCACUCACGCCCCUUCCCUCCUCCCCCUCCACACCUCAAACAGCCCACACAAAACUCAUCCAAGGCCUCAUGUCCGCCAUCUCCUCUGGCAUGCUCAUCUACGCCGCCUGCGUCGAGAUGCUGGCCGGCGACUUUGUCAUGGACCAGCUGUUGUGGCGGAGUGGCGUGUGGAAGCAGGCGUUGGCGGUGGUGAGCCUUUUGGUGGGGGUGGCGGGGAUGUCGAUGGUUGGGUAG
Molecule: messenger RNA, 642 nt
Organism: Serpula lacrymans var. lacrymans S7.9
Lineage: Eukaryota; Fungi; Basidiomycota; Agaricomycetes; Boletales; Serpulaceae
Exons: 4
Coding region: 115-642 (175 amino acids)
Biological process (GO): zinc ion transmembrane transport
Cellular component (GO): plasma membrane
Molecular function (GO): zinc ion transmembrane transporter activity
Source: RefSeq, a predicted model, not a curated record